This is a messenger RNA of Epinephelus lanceolatus (giant grouper), 2671 nucleotides long. It is a transcript of the gene pspc1, whose product is annotated as paraspeckle component 1. Gene Ontology annotation, molecular function: RNA binding. The record is from RefSeq and is a predicted model, not a curated record. Lineage: Eukaryota; Metazoa; Chordata; Actinopteri; Perciformes; Serranidae.
GCCAUCUUUGAAAGUUGGGAGGUGUACAUCACUACCGCUGGUCCUCAAGCCUUCUCUUCAAAGUUAGUUUAAUUAAGAUAACGUCACAUAAACUGCUUUGCCCGAGCAUGGCUAGCCGAAAUAUGCAACAAGCGAACAUGCAGAGCUCUAACUCUCCACAACCGGCCAAACGCGGGACCGACUCCCCGGCCCCGGAGCAGUCACCGGCGAACAAAGACAGCCCAGCGCCGCCGCAGCAGCAGCAGUCACCGGCGGCCGAACAAACGGAGGGAGCCGGGGAAAGUAACGAAGAAGCCCGGGCUGAAAUGACUCUGGAUAUCACCAAUUUUCGGAAGCCCGGCGAGAAGACGUUCACCCAGCGCUCACGUCUUUUUGUCGGUAAUCUCCCGCUGGAUAUCCCGGAGGACGAGUUCAAAAACAUGUUUGCUAAAUAUGGGAACAUUAGCGAGGUGUUCAUCAACAGAGACCGGGGGUUCGGUUUCAUCCGCCUGGAAACCCGGACGCUGGCAGAGAUUGCUAAAGCUGAACUGGAUGGGACUAUUUUGAAUAAUCGACCAAUGAGGGUCCGCUUUGCGACACAUGGUGCUGCGCUCACAGUGCGCAACCUGUUGCCUGCUGUCACAAAUGAGCUGCUGGAACAGGCAUUUUCUCAGUUUGGGCCAGUGGAACGGGCUAUUGUUGUGACAGAUGACCGUGGUCGUUCGACUGGGAGAGGCCUUGUGGAGUUUGCAAACAAAGCAUCUGCACGUAAAGCCCUGGAGCGCUGCACAGAGGGAGCACUGCUGCUGACCACUACACCUUGUCCAGCCAUUGUGGAGCCCUCUGAGCACUUUGAUGAUGAGGAUGGACAGCCUGAAAAAUUGCUACAGAAGACUCCAAAGUACUAUAAAGAAAGAGAGCACAAACCACGUUUCGCUCAGCCGGGGACAUUUGAGUUUGAGUACUCAUCUCGCUGGAAAGCUCUCCAUGAGAUGGAGAAACAGCAAAGAGAACAGGUGGACAAGAACAUUAAAGAGGCCAAAGAGAAACUGGAGGCUGAGCUGGAGUCGGCUAAACAUGAACAUCAGCUCAUGCUAAUGAGACAAGAUCUAAUGAGACGUCAGGAGGAGCUGAGGAGGCUGGAAGAACUCCGCAACCAGGAGCUGCAAAGACGAAAGCAAAUAGAGAUGAGGCAUGAAGAGGAGAGGAGGAGGAGAGAGGAGGAGAUGAUGAGACACAGGGAACAGGAGGACCUGAGACGCCACCCAGAUGGCUUCAAACCAAACUACCUGGACAAUGUCCUGUUGGUGUCCUGCCUCCAGUGAAGGAAUAGGUAAAUCCCAACACACACACACACACACACACACACACACAUAAACACAGUCUGUACACAGGACCAUUGUGUUAUAUUUAUUGUACUUUAAAUAAUGUAGACAUACACUUUUGAAUAAUAAUGGAUAUAUUUUCUCACUGGCAUCAGAUCCCAUUAAUGAAUACCUAGAGUCAAGGAGAAAUGGAACAUACUCAAGGGGCAGUUUGCCCAACAGACAGCAGGAAAUGAAUACAAUUUAAAAAACUAAAGUGUUUAUAUGUCUUUUUACCUGUAAUUUUGAAGUUGGCAGUGAGAUGGUGAGGAAAAACAAGAGGACAGGGUUGAGGUCAUCAAUAAAAACACAGACAAAUACAAAGGUAAAGUUAAUUGCAUGGAGAUUCAAGCACCGUCACUCCUUCGUAUUGACAACAAAAAGAGGAAACAAAGGAAAAUGGUAGAAGAAACAUUAAUCAGUGUCUGUUUCCCUAGAGUAAGUUUUAUCUAGUGUUUUCUAUUUCUUGUCUAUGUUUUUCUAUAGUCAAAGACUAUUGGUCAUCUUUUCCAUGAAGUGUAGUUAACAGUAGGAGGGGACAGUGAUACUUUAUCUUAGUUAGUUUUUCUCCAAAAUAUAUAGAGAGAAACAAAGGCAGGUAUAUUUUUGAGUGCACAAGAUAAAAAGAGCUUGACUUUGUUUGAUUGUAAUGUCUAUGGAGAAUAGAGACAGAGUUAGUGAGUCAGCAUCAGUGUGCUGUUUUGGAAAAGUCAAGGACAAUUCUCAGUCCUCUGUACUGUCACGGUACAUUUUUGUUACAAGAAAAAAAAAAUGCUGAUUUUAUUGUCAUUGUGACACCUCGCUGCUUAUAAAUAGCAGUUGGUUUAGAUUUAACAGACAGUCAUUUUUCAACUGCUGUUAAUCUCUGUUGUUUAAAACUACACAUCACUACUACCAAAGAGGGAUCCAUGGUUAAAGCUGCAGCUGGUAACAUUCAUGGAGAUAAUUUUUGUCAUAUUUGAUGAAACUGUCAAAAUAUUCUGAAAGAAGUACAUGAGAGAGACAGUCUGGAAAAAAAAAAUCAUGUCCCUACUCCCACUGCCUCUAAUAGCAUUUACGGCAGCACAGCAAAAACAACCAAUCAGAGCCGAGUAGUACUUGUGAACUGCUGUCAGCCUGUCAAACAAGGCAGCACUAAUCAAAUAUGAAUCAAGAUUCUGUAACUGCAUUGUCCAUUUAUCUUCGCAAUUGUUCUCAGAAACAUGUUUUAGUGUACUGUUAAGAUGAAUUCUGCCUCGAUUUCUCUGUCUCUUAUUAUGUCUCAUUUUGUCAUAUGGAUAACUGCAAAUUUAUAAUGUUGAUCUGUUCUGUACGUCAUCUAUUGCCUG